CGACGGUGGCGACCUCCUUUUCACUUCCGCCACCGACGGACACGUACUUGUGAACACGCGAAUUAACUGAAAAUUGUUUAAAGCGUGUACAUUUUGUCGGAUUCUUCGGAAAACAACAUCAAAAUGGCCGGUACUCUGUAUACAUACCCAGAGAAUUUUCGUGCUUUCAAAGUACUGAUUGCGGCUCAAUAUUCUGGUGUUGCGGCGAAAGUUGCUGGGGACUUCGUUUUUGGCGAAACUAACUGCAGUGAAUCAUUCCUGCAGAAGUUCCCCAGCGGAAAGGUGCCGGCAUACGAAACGAAGGACGGCAAAUACUUAACGGAAAGCAACGCGAUUGCCUACUAUGUUGCCAACGAACAGCUGAGAGGAACGAAUGAUUUCCAUCGCGCAGAGGUACAAUCUUUCUUAAGUUUCGCCGAUAACGAACUACUUCCUGCGGUGCAAGGAUGGACGUUCCCGAUUAUUGGCAUUGUGCCGUACAAUAAGAACAACGUUGAGCGAGCCAAGGAAGAGCUACGACGCGGAUUAACCGUCCUUAAUAAUCGAUUGCUGAAGCAAACGUUUUUAGUUGGAGAGCGCGUUACACUUGCUGACGUUGUGGUAUUUGCCACGCUGUUACAUGCGUACGAGUAUGUGCUAGAUCCUUCCUUCCGUACACCAUUUGGAGCUGUGACUAGGUGGUUCACAACUAUCAUGAAUCAACCGCAGGUGCAAGCCGUUGUCAAAACGCCAACGCUUUGUGCCAAAGUUGCGCAAGCAGAUCCAAAGAAGUUUGCCGAGUUUCAAGCGAAAGUAAGCGGCAGUGCCGCAGUGGAAAAGAAAAAGGAUAAGAAAGAGAAGAAACCGGCGCCAGAAAAGGCGGAACCAGCUGCCGUCGAACAACCGGAUGCGGCCGAUGAAUUGCUUGCGGCGGAACCGAAACAAAACGAUCCGUUCGAAACGUUGCCGAAAGGUACAUUUAAUUUCGAUGAUUUUAAACGGUUCUACUCGAACGAAGAGGAGGCAAAAUCAAUUCCUUACUUCUGGACCAAGUUUGACCCAGCGCAUUAUUCGAUUUGGUACGGCGAAUACAAAUAUCCAGAAGAGUUAACGAAGGUCUUCAUGAGCUGCAAUCUGAUUACGGGCAUGUUUCAACGUUUAGAUAAAAUGCGCAAGCAAAGCUUUGCGUCCGUCUGUCUGUUUGGCGAAGACAACAACAGUACAAUUUCCGGCGUGUGGGUUUGGCGUGGCCAAGACUUGGCUUUCAAAUUGUCACCGGAUUGGCAGGUGGACUAUGAAGUUUAUGACUGGAAAAAGCUGGACGCAUCCUCGGAAGAAACAAAGAAACUGGUUGCACAAUACUUCUCCUGGACCGGUGCCGAUAAGAAUGGUCGCAAAUUCAACCAGGGAAAAAUAUUCAAGUAAUUCAUCUUCCUAAAUCCGUCAUUUUGCAGACUUUUGUUCUGUUUCAGCCGUCGGUUUUGGACAUGUAACUGCAAUCAAUGUAAAGCAAAAGGAUAAUACAGCAACUAUCAAUCCUGUUAAGUUCUGUAGGAAGAAUAUGAGUGUCGUGAUUUAUUUUGGUUACUCGUCCGGGUUUCGUCACUUUUAAGAAUUCUCUCCUAUUAGCUUUCAGUAGUUCUGCUGCCAUCAAUCAAUUAUGCAUUCAAACAGGUUUUUUUUGUUUUCCCACUUCGAACUGAAAGCAAAUCAGGCCUUUAUUUGUAACCGUGAAUUAAAAUUGUACCUUUGUUUAUUUAAAUACAUGUUCCAUGUCUAACGAA
Molecule: messenger RNA, 1763 nt
Organism: Anopheles moucheti
Lineage: Eukaryota; Metazoa; Arthropoda; Insecta; Diptera; Culicidae
Gene: eEF1gamma
Product: elongation factor 1-gamma
Exons: 2
Coding region: 124-1404 (426 amino acids)
Biological process (GO): translational elongation
Cellular component (GO): nucleus; cytoplasm
Molecular function (GO): translation elongation factor activity
Source: RefSeq, a predicted model, not a curated record